Molecule: messenger RNA, 2940 nt
Organism: Lotus japonicus
Lineage: Eukaryota; Viridiplantae; Streptophyta; Magnoliopsida; Fabales; Fabaceae
Exons: 8
Coding region: 395-2794 (799 amino acids)
Cellular component (GO): nuclear pore
Source: RefSeq, a predicted model, not a curated record
UCCUUGUCUGAAUAUUGCACACCUUGCUCCUUCAUAGAGCAAAACAAACAAGUUAUAAUAUGUUUGCUCAAUGUAGGAACUUGCUUCAAUUUCACUAGUGUGAAACAAGAUUGCAAUUUAUUCCCAAUUGGGUAUCUAGUAGCUCGGACUCUUGUAUCAGUGCCUAUAUGAUCUUAAUUUGAUUUCUGCUUCCCUCUACCUGCUGAGUUAUUACUUUCUAAAUGAGGUAGGACAUGGUUGUUUUCAAUCUGUGGAAAAACUGUUAUGGUAUUGGUAGUGGACUUUAGGAACUGAGAACUGCUUUGCCACGAAGGAGCUCGCUAAGGUUAGUGAAAGCUAUCAUUUUCCUGUUACAGCUUCUUGAUUUGAUUGAAAUUUGAGGGAAUUUGUAAGCAUGAAAGAAACUGAGAAGAGAAAAGCUUCAAGGAAUAGUCAGACAAAGGGUUCUAGAAGAACCGAAAGAAGAGAGGAUAAAUUGCAUCAAGAUAAUUCAUCCAAAACAUUGAAUGAAAAAGGAACUGAAUCUAAGACACCCCAGGAUAGAUCAGCUGCAAAUAAUUUAGUAGGCGAUUCAAACACUGCCUCAGAGAAUUCAGAAACUUAUGAAAACGUGGUUAUAGAUUAUGUGGAUGAUGUCAACAGGUCUGAGGAGGCACUUGCCGAGAUGAAAGUUAAUGCAAUGGUUGCUAACCAGGCCAGUGAUACGGAGAAAGAGCAAAAAGAAGGGAAUGGAGAAGUAUCAGAUACUGAUACAGUAAAGGAUUCAGUGUCAUCCCAAGGUGAUUCUUUCACAAAUGAAGAUGAGAAAGUAGAAAAAGCUUCAAAAGAUGCAAAAAGUAAGGUCAAAGUGAGUCCCUCAGAAAGCAGUCGUGGAUUAAAGGAGAGAUCUGAUAGGAAAACAAACAAAUUGCAAUCCAAGGUAUCAGAUAGCAAUCAAAAGAAACCCAUGAACUCAACUAAAGGACCUUCCAGAGUUACAAACAAGAAUACUUCGUCAAACAAUUCUAAGCCUGUGAAAGCUCCUGUAAAAGCUUCUUCAGAAUCUUCUGAAGGAGUUGAUGAAAACCAUGUUCUAGAGGUGAAGGAAAUCGAGAUCCUGGAUGGAGCCUCCAAUGGUGCUCAGAGCUUAGGAAGUGAAGAUGAAAGACAUGAGACAGUUAAUGCUGAAGAAAAUGGUGAACAUGAGGACAAGGCUGCUUUGGAACUAAAAAUAGAAGAAAUGGAAUUACGAGUUGAAAAGCUUGAAGAGGAACUAAGAGAAGUUGCUGCUCUUGAAGUGUCACUUUAUUCUGUAGUACCAGAGCAUGGGAGCUCAGCACACAAGGUGCACACACCUGCUCGGCGCCUUUCUAGGCUCUAUUUACAUGCGUCUAAGCAUUGGACCCAAAAUAGGCGAGCAACAAUAGCCAAGAAUACUGUUUCUGGCCUUAUAUUGGUUGCAAAGUCUUGUGGUAAUGAUGUUUCAAGGUUAACAUUCUGGUUGUCAAACACCAUUGUGCUGAGAGAGAUAAUUUCACAUGCUUUUGGCAAUUCAUGUCAAGUUAGUCCCCUUAUGCGGUUGGCUGAAUCGAAUGGGGCUGGCAAUGGAAAGUCUGCAUCCCUGAAAUGGAAAGGAUUCCCAAAUGGUAAAGCAGGAAGUGGUUUCACUCAGUUUGUUGAAGAUUGGCAAGAGACAGGAACCUUUACAUCUGCCUUAGAAAGAGUAGAAUCAUGGAUCUUUUCUCGGCUAGUGGAGUCAGUGUGGUGGCAGGCUUUGACUCCUUACAUGCAGUCUCCAGCUGGGGACUUCUCUUCAAAUAAAUCCUUUGGGAGGGUGCUGGGACCUGCACUUGGAGAUCAUAAUCAAGGAAACUUUUCCAUCAAUCUCUGGAGAUAUGCUUUCGAAGAUGCUUUUCAAAGACUCUGUCCUCUUCGAGCUGGAGGGCAUGAGUGUGGUUGUUUGCCUGUGUUGGCUAGAAUGGUCAUGGAACAGUGCAUAGCUAGACUAGAUGUUGCCAUGUUCAAUGCUAUUCUUCGGGAGUCAGCCCUUGAGAUCCCAACUGAUCCUAUAUCAGAUCCUAUAUUGGAUUCAAAGGUUUUGCCAAUUCCAGCAGGAGAUUUAAGCUUUGGAUCUGGUGCACAGCUAAAGAAUUCUGUUGGGAAUUGGUCUAGGUGGCUUACUGAUAUGUUUGGCAUGGAUGUCGAAGAUUGUGUGCAAGAAUAUCAGGACAGCGGUGAGAAUGAUGAAAGGCAAGGUGGAGAUGGCGAACCUAAACCUUUUGUUCUCUUAAACGACUUGAGCGACCUUCUAAUGCUCCCAAAAGACAUGCUUAUAGAUAGACACGUCAGAGAGGAGGUAUGUCCAUCCAUCACUCUUUCAUUGAUAAUUAGGGUCCUCUGCAACUUCACCCCGGAUGAGUUCUGUCCAGAUCCUGUUCCAGGAACUGUCUUGGAGGCCCUGAACGCGGAGACUAUUGCGGAACGAAGAUUGUCAGCAGAAUCUGUCAGAAGCUUCCCUUAUGCCGCCGCCGCAGUUGUGUAUGUGCCUCCUUCCUCAUCUAAUGUGGCAGAGAAAGUUGCAGAGGCAGGAGGAAAGUCUCACCUGGCAAGGAAUGUAUCAGCUGUUCAGAGGAGAGGAUAUACCAGUGAUGAAGAACUGGAGGAACUUGAUUCCCCUCUUACAUCCAUCAUUGAUAAGCUUCCUUUAUCUCCAACUGUCUCUGCUAAUGGACAAGAUAAUCAAAAAGAGCACAAGAGCUAUACCACCACUACAAAUGCUAGAUAUCAACUCCUCCGUGAAGUUUGGUCCAUGUGAACCUUGAGAGUUCCCAAUAUGUGUACCCCAGUUUUUGUUUUUUACCAAAGGAAAAUUGAAUAUGUAAAAUAUGUAGGAACAAUGGAAGUAAAGUAAAAAAAGAAUUUGAAUAAUAAUAAUAUCUGCAUCCUGUAGUUAAGUGAGCA